Corythoichthys intestinalis (scribbled pipefish) is the source of this 2108-nucleotide messenger RNA. Its product is annotated as zinc finger protein OZF-like. The transcript is spliced from 3 exons. The record is from RefSeq and is a predicted model, not a curated record. Gene Ontology annotation, molecular function: DNA-binding transcription factor activity, RNA polymerase II-specific; RNA polymerase II cis-regulatory region sequence-specific DNA binding. Gene Ontology annotation, biological process: regulation of transcription by RNA polymerase II. Gene Ontology annotation, cellular component: nucleus. Bases 299 to 1435 code for a protein of 378 amino acids. Lineage: Eukaryota; Metazoa; Chordata; Actinopteri; Syngnathiformes; Syngnathidae.
UUCUUGACGCCACUUCUGGUCCUUUUAGCGCUACUGCCUGUUCAAAUACGGAGACUUUCCGUGUACAUUUAAUUGAACCGUAGCGUUUUACAAAGCUUUAUUUGCCAGCAUUUAAAGAAUUAAACGUUUGCCAAAUUUAUAUUUGGCAAGUUAAAGGUCGGUGGAAUGGUUUGGUUUAACGGUGAAGCUUUUCAGGCUUACUUAGCUUAGCAUAGCAAAGGUCGCUAGCCAAGACACGCAUUUUUACUGUAAAUGUCGGUAACAGGUAGUUUAGAGUUGAUUAACAUUUUGUGUGAAAAUGUUUGAAAAAAGUGUGAAAGAAGAAGAUUACGCCGAGGAAAUGCACCGGAGCAAAGAGAAGGACCAAAGAGGAGUGGACGCUGUUUGCAAGAAGCUUCAACACAAAGCAGAUAUUGGUCCCGAGCAGACCGGCAUUAAACAGGAGGAGGAGCCAGAGAGCAGCUACAUUAAAGAAGAAGAGGAGGAGGACGAAAUCACCAAGUUUCCAUUGACGAGUGUGAAAAGUGAACAAGACAAAGUUCCAAGGGAGGCGAGUGAAGGAGCAGAGCCUUCAAGCAGCAGUUCACCUCAACAACUGACAACAAAAGACGUCACUGGAGAAGAUCUUGGUCCUGAGCAGUAUGAGCCCAACAUUAAAGAAGAAGAGGAGGAGGAUGAAAUCACUCAGUUUCCACUGAAGCUCAGCGUGAAGCGUGAACAAGAUGACGGUCCAGUUGAGACGAGUGGAGGGGGGCAGGCUUCGAGCUCACGUCAACACCUGCCAAAUGAAGAUGAAGGGGAACAAUGUGAAGGAUCACAAGCAGACAGCCUCUCAGCUCCACUCUCGAAUAGUGACGAUGGGACGUCGUACUCUUCUGACUAUGAUGAUGAAGACUCUAGCGAUGAUAUGGAGUUUCACCCUCACAAAAAGCGUGCCAAAUGUUCUUCUAAGUCUUCACUGAAAAGAGAGACAACAAAACACAUGAGUGGGAAAUCUUUUGCCUGCUUAUUUUGUAAGAAAAUAUUCCCCAGUAAGUCACGUUUAACAAAGCACACAAGAGUCCACACAGGGGAGAAACCUUUUUCUUGUUCAAUUUGUGGUAAAACAUUCGCUCAGAAGGAAAAUCUGAAAAAGCACACGAGAACACACACUGGAGAAAAACCUUUUGCCUGUUCUGUUUGUGGUCAAAGAUUUGCUCAGAAAGAAAAUUUAACAUCACAUGCACGAACACACACUGGGGAAAAACCUUUUGCCUGCUCAUUUUGUGGUCAAAGAUUUGCUCAGAAAGGAAAUUUAACAACGCACACAAGAACCCACACUGGGGAGAAACCUUUUGUCUGCUCAGCCUGUGGUAAAAGAUUCUCUAAAAAAACACAUUUGACAGAACACACAAGAACACACGCUAGGAGUUCUUCAAUAUCCUUGAUUUCAUAGAUUUUUCAGCUCUUUUAGUUUUGUUGCAGUUGUUCGAUAACUACACACAGCAUAAAGUCCAUUGUUAAAUGAACUUCCGCUGAGUUUAUUUUAGCACUUUUUCUGAGUUUAUAUAAGUGUAUAGCUACCCACUCUCUGAAGUUAAAUCCACAUUGGGGAAGAGUAUAUUUUUUAACUAUCUAAGCAGAAUUAAUUAACACUACAGGAGUGGAUCUCCUCAAUUAUUUUCCCUCUCAGUCAGUGUUAGUUUGACUCCAUAAAAGGGGCUUUCAACACCAAUGAGAGAAUUCUUUUUAAAAAACAUUUGUGGGAAAAAAAAAACGUUCUUUUGAGUCCGUGACCUUUACCCUUACAAAAACUUGAUAUGCAAACACCUUUCACCUUUUUAUGAUCCCUUAUCCGUUUUUCAUUCAUAAAAUUGGCCCAGUAUUGCAUUUGUGGUCGAUGAUGUUUAAAGCCAAGCACAAGCUGUUUAAAAAAUAUUUGAAACAUUUCAAAUGGUGCCCAUCAAAACAUUUUCAAUCACAAAAGAGAUUGUGGCAUACUUGAAAAGACCUGUUCUCAUCUAGUUGGGUCGUAGAAUAUGGUCUUCGAUGAUAAGUUGUGUGUGUACUCGUUAUUUGCAGUAAAAUGAACAAUGACAUUCCAGUGUUUUGUCAAAUAGUUCAUGUAC